AUUUGUUAUAUAAUUCGUUGGAAAGGAUAAUAUUAUUUCAAAAGUGUCGCGAACUUUUGUUUGUUUUUUUUUGUUUUACGAUAAAUUACAAAAAUCGUGGAAAAGAAUUGUAAGUAAGCGAGGAUUUUUUUUUGGAUUUUAAACAACCAAAGGAUCGUUCAUUAUUUUAUUUCACGAAUAUUCGAAAUAAGGGACGAGUUACGUAUAUUUGGGAUCAAUUUCGAGCAGAAUUUUGGAUAAGUAUUUCGUGGAAAAUAGAAAUCAAGGAAGAAGCGUGCAUGCUGAAACAAUCGACGUUCGAAAUAAACGAGGAGGAAGGGUUGAAGGUCCUUAUGGUAGGAGAAAGGUGUGCCAGAUCUAUUCCGGGCGAGAUCCAAGGGCUGAAGGGCUGGCCCCGUCGUUGGAUCCACUCGGGCAAUAGUUAUAUUUAAAAGCCAAAUAACAAAUGGCAGAUCGGAUUAACAUUAAACAUACAGGGGAUGAUUCUGAUAAUGAUAUUAACAGAUUACCGAUGAUAUCAUCGGCUAAUUCGGAUAAUAUUAAUGAUACUACUGAUAUUGUUGUUAACAAUAAUAAUAACAACAAUAAUAACAACAACAACAAUAAUGUUAACGAUAAUAACGAUCGAAGAACAACAGUAAUGGCGUAUUUGGAAAAGGAUUUGAUCAACAAUCGAUUACCAACUAUUGAUUCGAAAAAUAUUGAUCCUAGGAAUAAUUAUCGAUCUAGAAGGGCACCCAUAGUUGGUUGGCAUAAUGGAAGUCCUACGGUAUUCCCAAGUUCCCCAUGCAAAACUCCUGAACUUGAUUUAUACAGUAGAAUUGAUUUCGAUGGUCCAAUCAGCGAGAUAUCAUCAUCCAAAAGUUCUGGCAUUUGUCAGGAUUCCGGUAACACAGAAGAUUUGAGUAGUUUGGCUGAUGAAAGAUUACUCGAGUCUACACCAGCAAGAACGAUUGAUAGAAGUAUAGAAUCAUUGUCACCCGAUAAGGAUACACUUUUGACCAUGUCACCUGAUCAUUUUGGUAGAAAUCGUGUUUUGAGUUUGGGAGACGAAUUAGGAGACAAGUUUGAUUUUUUAAGUCCCGACACUGAUGGUACGGAUGACAAUAGAAUGUUUUCAACAACACCGAUUGAAUCAAGAAAUAGUCCGAUUAAAAUUAAUCCGAGAAAGGAUGAUACGAUAUUACCAAUUAUCAUAGCAAAUCCUGGAUACCAAGGUGACGUUAAAGAUAUAAGCGAUUUCGACAGUGCCGUUGAUUUGGAAAAUGAUUUGGAUUCAAUCAUCGAGGAUAAAGAAAUGAAUAAGAAACCACGUAUACCUGAUGGUGGUUGGGGUUGGGUAGUUGUUUUAGCAUCCCUCGUCAUUUCAAUGAUUGCCGAUGGAGUCUCCUUCAGUUUCGGUUUACUUUACAUCGAAUUUCUCAAAGAAUUUGGUGCUAGCAAAGCGAAAACCGCUUGGAUCGGUUCAUUGUUUAUGGCAGUACCAUUAUUAUCCGGUCCUGUAAUGUCAGCUUUGGUCGAUCGUUAUGGUUGUAGAAAGAUGACCAUAACAGGAGGUCUGAUUUCUGGAAUAGGUUUUGUUCUGAGUUGUUUUAGCGACACCAUCGAGGUAAUGUAUUUGACUUUUGGCGUGAUUGCGGGUUUGGGUUUAGGUUUGUGCUACGUCACUGCGGUUGUGAGCAUAGCUUAUUGGUUUGAUAAAAAACGAACGUUAGCUGUAGGUCUUGGUGCAUGCGGUACCGGUAUUGGUACAUUUGUUUAUGCACCUAUGACUACAUUUUUUAUUGAGGAAUACGGUUGGCGUGGUACUUGUCUGAUGUUAGCUGGCACAUUCUUCAAUAUGAUAGUAUGCGGUGCUGUUAUGCGAGACCCAGAAUGGUGGAUUUUGGAACAAAAGAAACAACAACAAUUAUCAUCGCCGAGAAAAUCCAAUACAAUUAAAUCUGAACUCGAUUGUGGUUCGUCGCAUGCAUUCUCCGAUGAGUUUCCAGGUGUCGAGGAACUUAGGCAAAUGUUGAAGACUGGUAAAACGGAAUAUUUACUUCAAAGUCUUGGUACUAGUACUGCAACACCCAAUCGUGCUGCUACGCGUGGUUCUACUUUCCGAAGUGUCGUCAAUUUGCCAACAUUCGUCAAGGAAUCCGAAAAGGUGCCAUUGGAAGUUUUAGAAUCAUUAUCCGCAAAUUCAAGACUCUACAAUGUUAUAUUAGAAAAUUAUCCAAAUCUUUUGAAGUGUCGUAGUCUGUCCGAUAAAUUAACGGACGAUUCGUCAGUGAUAGAUGAAUACAAGAAGACAGGUGUUACCAUGACUAUGAGAGUCAAGAUGGCCGAUGAGAAAACAAACCCUAAUCAAAUUCAAGAUACGAACGAGAAGAUUAAUGGGGAGAAAAAGAUUUUUCAAGAAAUCGAUGAAGCCAGUCAUUUCAUUAAAAAAGAUGUUGUCAUACCGAUGACCGAUACCGAAAAGGUAAAAUCUAGACACCAUAUACCCGGUUUGACUGAUGGUGUCGUCAGAACUGAUUCCUUGCCAUGGUUGAGAAGACAAUUUAGCACAAAUACGCAUUACUUUAAAGACAUAAGGGUACAUAGAAAUUCUGUCAUGUAUCGUGGGGCAGCAUUGAAUUUACAAAAGUAUAGAUUGAGAGCAAGCAGUUGUCCAAAUAUUUAUAGAAACAGUAUGACAACGUUGGCUAAGGAAAGCGAAGAGAAAUGGUAUAGCGAAUUGGUUAAUUUGCUGAAAGGUAUGAUGGACUUUUCGAUGUUUUUGGAGUUUCAUUUUUUAUUGAUGUCACUAUCAACGAUAUUAUUGUUCACUUGGUUCAUCGUGCCUUACUUUUACCUCGCUGAACAUUUAACGAGGAACGGUUAUUCCGAGUCAGAUGGUGCUAAUCUACUUAGCAUUAUUGGUAUAACUAAUACAAUUGGAAUGAUCGGUCUUGGAUGGGCAGGUGAUCAGCCCUGGAUGAACGUCAGCAAAACUUACGCCUGUUGUUUGGCUAUAUGUGGUGUAUCAACAAUGCUGAUGUCCACGUUUACAUUACAUUACAUACCAUUGAUCAUAACCUCGGCAUCAUUUGGAUUAUUUUUCGCCAGUAGUUUUAGUUUCACCCCAGUUAUAUUGGUAGAACUAAUACCAUUGGAAAGAUUUACAACAGCUUACGGUCUUACUUUACUUUGCCAAGGUAUUGGAAAUCUUUUAGGACCACCGCUGGCCGGUUGGUUAUUCGACAUAACAAAUUCAUGGGAAAUGUCAUUCAUGAUGGCUGGUUUGUGGAUCAUUGUUGCUGGAUUAUUAAUCGGUAUCAUACCUUUCACCAAAAAUCGGAAGAUUUGGGGUAGCGGUCUGAUCGAAAUGGAACGAUUAACUUUGACCCAGAAUCAAGCGUAGUUUGAUACUUUUUUGUUUUUGUUUUUUUUUUUUUUAACAUAGAUUCAAUUAGAAGCGUGAUCUAGGCAUGCAUUUAUCUUUCUUCCUUCUUUUUCUUUUCUCCCCCCCUUUGAUCUUUUAGUAUUAUAAAAAAAAAAACAAAGUGAGAUUUAAAUAAUCGCGAAUUAAAUUAAUCAUAUUAAUAAAUUCAUUUUCAUUUAUAAGAGAGACAAGUAUUUUCUCAAUUGUUAAAUGUGUGGUGUAUACCUUAUUAUUAUUAUUAUCGAAACUUAGGCCAAUUUUGAUUGGAUCUAUUUAAAUCUUGCUAUAUCUUUUUACAAGUACACCUAUCGUGCCAGGACAAGCAGUUGUCCCUGUUUCUAGUCUUAUUAGAAUAAUAAUAAUAAUAAUAAUAAUAAUAAUAACGAGUGUCUCGAACUAUUACUUAAUUGUUAAUCAUUUUGUAAUAUAAAUGAAUUUAUAUAAUUGUUAAUUUUAUUUAACAUUAAUUCAGAUAUAUGAUGUUCGUUUAUUGAUUUUCUAUAAUUAUCUAUCUAUAAUUAUGUUAAUGUUGAGCUUUAAGCGCCUGAACGUUGACGUCAAUUCAUACUUGGUCGAUAAUUGCAGUUACCAAUGUCAUCGAUAUAUAAAAACUGUGUUGGUAGGAAAUAUUUUAUUUUUUAAAUUCCUUAUGAUAUGCAAAUCGAUCUCGUUUGAUGUACAAAUUGUUGCCUAUUGUAAAGGGGUUGAUUAAACGUUUUCUUUUUUUUUUUUACCGAUAAAUGGCACUUGCAAGUUAAAUUUAUCGACCGAGUAAAUGUAAAAAGUGUUGCAUACCUACAGGCAACUUGAUAUUAACAUAAAUCAUUGUAAACCUUCUUCUAUAAAUAAUUGUAUUUGUUUUUUGUUUUUUUAAACUUCGAUUUUCAUAAUGAAAUAUUUGGCUAUGCCGAAAAUGAAAAAAUUACCCAUGGUCGUGCCUAAUAUAUUAAGUGAUGUGCCUUCGAUGUAUUUAGGAGCAGAAUUUUUUGCAGGGCUUCCAAACAUCGAAGCUAUCGAUGAAUAGCAAGCGCGAGCAAAUUUCAUAAUCUAAUUAUAAGUAUAUUGUUGUAAACUCGUGGUUCCCAAUGUAAAGUACACGGUCUACAAAAAAAAAAGGAACAAAAAAAAACAAAUUGUAUUUUAAAAAAGGGGAUACAUUUUUAGAAUGAUAUUUGUUAAGCAAAUUUUCGUAAUAUUAUUUCUUCUUUUCAUAAAUUUCAUGAUUCGUAAAAGUUUGUUCAGACCAAGGCCAACACUACUAUUUUAUCCGAACAAAUAAUUUCACGAUUUUAUCUUCUCUUUCGUUAUCAUAAAUUUAUAAGACAUAUACUAUAGUAGUGGUAAAUUGUUUCUUGGAAUUGAUUUAUCGAUCUUCGCGUGUUCAGGAAUUCGAUUACUUUUAUUAAAGUUUCUAUGAACCUCUCUAUAUGGGAUAGUCAGAAUUUAAUUUUAAACUUUGAAUAAUAAAAAUGAUAUCUUACAGAGACGAAUGCAUUAGAAUUUGAAGUAGUUGCCAAUAAAAUUGGGAACCACUGUUAUAAAUCUAUGUACAAUGAAUUAUACACAAUGCUUACGAGUUCAAGAAAUAA
Polistes canadensis is the source of this 4998-nucleotide messenger RNA. RefSeq lists its product as uncharacterized. Lineage: Eukaryota; Metazoa; Arthropoda; Insecta; Hymenoptera; Vespidae. The coding region runs from base 446 to 3388 and encodes 980 amino acids. Gene Ontology annotation, molecular function: monocarboxylic acid transmembrane transporter activity. The record is from RefSeq and is a predicted model, not a curated record. Gene Ontology annotation, biological process: monocarboxylic acid transport; transmembrane transport. The transcript is spliced from 7 exons.